UUUAGUUCAUCCCGAGCAUCCGAUCCAUUGGUGCCGUUGACUUGCAGUUGCAGCUGCUGGGACCAAUACAUCUUCCCCUGCUCCCAUCCGGCAUCUAUCCUCCGCAGAUUUGCUGUUUCCAUCUCCACCCUCUCGAAGCUCUGCACAACGUCCACCUCCGGUCCGUGCCCUCCGAUUGAUUUGCCAACCCCAGCGGGAGCCCCGGCCUCUAUAGCAUCCCCAAAGAUCCAUCCGUCGGCGUGAGGAUGGAGGUCGUCGCCGUCAGUGCGGCGCGUUGGGUGCUGGGCAAGGCAUUGGGGUCUGUCGCCGACGGCUUGCUGGAGGCAUGGGCGGCCAGCGCGGGGCUCGGCCCCAAUAUCGACGCCCUCAAGAUGGAGCUCCUGUACGCGCAGGGGAUGCUCGACAACGCGCAGGGAAGGGAGAUCCGGAGCCCUGCGCUGAAGGAGAUGCUACUUAAGCUGCAGCAGCUGGCGUACGGCGCCGACGAUGUGCUCGACGAGCUCGAGUACUUCCGUAUCCAGGACAUGCUCGACGGCACCUGCCAUGCUGCCGACGUGCACGAUGGGGGCUGCAUUCAAGGUCUCACUCUCAAUGCACGCCACACUGCCAGAGCUAUUGCUCGUAAGCUGAAGAUCUGCUCAGGCUCACGUGAAGGGAGCCGUGGUGAUCCUGAUGACGAGCAUGAAGAUGAUGCAAGGCAAGGAUGCCUCUCUGGCAUCUGCUCGUGUGGCAGGCUCGCCAUCAGUUCAACAACAAAAUCACCCAGCACCCAGAGCGACCGGUAUGGCGGGUGCAUGUCAAAGGUCGCUUCCUGUGCUCGCCGGGCUGCACAUAAUGUCGGUAAACGCCUCCCAUGCAGCUCGUUUCCAUGCGUCCACAAUAAUGCUCACUCUGACAUGUUGGAUGCUGGCUCCAACAUGCCAGGAAAUGAAUGGGAAAGCUUCUGUAGUGCUUGCCAAUCCAAGAUUGAAGAGGGAAAACAUGUUGUGCAAACACCAAAGUUGAAGUUUGAUAGGGUGGAUAUAUCUAAAAAGAUGAAGGACAUUGUAGAGAAACUAAAGCCUGUAUCUGCCAAGGUCUCUACCAUUCUUGAUAUGGAGUUGUUGGGCUCUGCCAUUCUUAAGCUAGAGCUGUUAGGCUCCAAUACCACAACCCAAAAGAAUGCUAUGGGCCGUCCCGAAACGACUCCAGACAUUAUAGAGCCUAAGUUGUAUGGAAGGGAUAAUCAGAAAAGGAGUCUUAUCGAUGGCAUUACCGAUGGACAAUAUUUUGCCAAUGAUCUUGUGGUGGUUCCAAUUGUUGGUCCAGGGGGUAUUGGAAAGACAACUUUCACUCAACACGUAUAUGAUGAAGUGAAGAAACAUUUUGAGGUCUCGAUUUGGAUAUGUGUAUCUCUUAAUUUUAAUGUGAGCAGGUUGGCACAAGAAGCUGUGAGAAAAAUCCCUAAAGUUGACAAUGAAAAGGAAAACAGUAGUGCCCAAGAGCUAAUUGAACAGAGAUUGAAAACUAAACGUUUUUUGCUUGUAUUGGAUGAUAUGUGGACAUGUCAAGAGGAUGAGUGGAAAAAACUAAAAGCUCCAUUUGGAAGAGGGGGAGCAAAAGGUAAUGUGGUUAUAGUGACAACUCGAAUUCCAGAGGUGGCUGAAAUGGUUAAGACAGUUUAUUGCUCAGUACAAAUGGAUCGUUUAGGAGAUAAAGAUUUCAUGCAUUUCUUCGAAGCAUGUGUGUUCGGUUAUCAGCAGCCAUGGAAAGACUGUUUGGAAUUACGUCUUGUUGGGAAAAAGAUUGUCAGGAACUUGAAAGGUUUUCCUCUUGCAGCAAAAACCGUAGGAAGAUUACUAAGAAAACAACUUACUUUGGAUCACUGGACAAGUGUUCUAGAAAGCAAAGAAUGGGAACUACAGACCAACGACAAUGAUAUUAUGCCAGCGCUAAAGCUCAGCUAUGAUUAUCUUCCUUUCCAUCUGCAACAAUGUUUUUCAUAUUGCUCUUUGUUUCCUGAAGAUUAUGAAUUUCUUAAUGACGAGCUAAUUCACUUGUGGAUAGGACUAGAUAUUUUACACACAUGUGGUCAGAAUAAAAGAACGGAAGAUAUUGCUAGGAGCUAUUUGGUUGACUUGGUUAAUCAUGGAUUUUUAAAAAGGAACGAGAAAGAUGAUGGUACUCCUUAUUAUGUUGUACAUGACCUACUACAUAAUUUAGCAGUGAAAGUUUCAUCAUACGAGUGUAUUAGCAUAAAUAGUUCCAAUGUGAGGUCCAUAGAAAUCCCAAUUUCUGUGCGCCACCUGUCUAUUGUUGUGGAUGACAAAGACGUUGAGAAUAGAGUGAAUUUUGAGAACUUCAAAAAGGAACUUAGAGAACUGGACAAAAGACUGAAUGUUGAAAACCUGCGUACAUUGAUGCUGUUUGGGAGCCACCAUGGAAGCUACGCCAAGAUCUUUGGUCAUUUAUUUAGGGAGGCUAGAGCCCUUCGUGCUACUUAUGUGUCUGGAGCAUCAUAUAAUGUGGAGGAUAUGUUGCAUAACUUCUCAAAAUUUGUCCAUCUUCGGUACUUAAGGAUCAAGUCGUCGGAGUAUAAUGAUAAUGACAUACUAUGCUUACCCGCUGCUCUGUCUAGACUUUAUCAUUUGGAGGUCAUAGACCUACGAGAAUGGAGAGGAUGCUUUGGUUUCACAAGACAUAUGAGCAACCUAGAAAAACUGCAUCAUUUUCUGGUGCCUGAACAUAAGCUUCAACUACACUCUGACAUAGUUGAGGUAGGAAAAAUGAAAUUGUUGCAAGAGUUAAGGCGCUUUGAAGUUGGAAAAGAAAGUAAAGGUUUUGACCUAAGUGAACUAAGGCAAUUGUCAGAACUUGGAGGUUCACUUGUCAUUUGUAGCCUUGAGAGGAUACAGGCAAUGAAGGAAGCAGAUGAGGCAAGGCUGAUACAAGUGAAACGUUUGCACAAGCUAACGUUAGAAUGGGGUGCCGAUCGACCAGAAAAAGAUAUUGCACAUGAAGAAAAUGCUCUGGAGAUUCUUGUACCACAUAGCAAUCUUCAACACCUAUGCAUUAAAGGGCAUGGAGGCAUAAAAUGCCCACAAUGGCUAGGUGAGAAGCUCUCGGUCAAAAAUUUGGAAUCUCUUCAUCUAGAUGGUGUAGCUUGGAAUAUAUUUCCACCUAUCGGAGAGUUGUGGCUAGUUAAUGGGCCUCAUGAAGAAAUUUCAAGUAAUGUCUGCAAUAAAAAGUUCCAAAAUUUGAGAAGAUUGGAGCUAAUUAAGCUACCAAGGUUGAAAAAAUGGGCUGUAGAUGCCCCCUGUCAAUUGUUUGCCCAUUUGGAAGUGCUUAUCAUUAAGGAUUGCUCCAAGCUUACAAAGUUGUCUUUUGCACAUUCUACUUGCUGUCAACAAGAGAAAGAGAAAGGGGAUAACAUGAAUUGGUUUCCUAGUUUACGGGAGCUCGAAAUUUACAAAUGUCCUGAACUAUCGUCCUUUCCUCCUAUUCCUUGGACUAGCGCUCCGUGCUCUGCUACGGUAAGUGGUACUUCAGGUUUGCAUAGAUUGUAUUGCGGCAAAUAUUACAAGUCUAAAUAUAGCUUAAGCAUUAGGGGAACUAUUGAUUUGGAUAGCACAUUCUGGAACAUGUUGGCCUUUGGUAACCUAACUGAACUAGAAGAUCUGAGUAUCAGCAAUUGUCCUCCUCUCCCACUGCAUCACUUCCAUAUGCUAUCAUCACUAAAGACCCUCACGCUAUGGGGUUCAAGCAUUAUUGUAUUCCCCUUAAUUGAAGGAGAGAGCCGUGCCGAAUACCAAUUUCCAGUUGAAAGCAUGAGCAUAUACGAGUGGGGUGCUAGUGCCAAGGAAUUGACGCAGCUACUCACUUAUUUCCCCAAGCUCUCAGAACUGGCUGUGCGGUGGUGUGAGAAGAUAUCAGUGCUAGGUGUAGUGGAGAAGCAGGCCACGGCAACACCCGCGGACGUCGCACACAUCGAGCAGCACCAGCAGCAGGAUGGCACAAGAGGAGAGGAGGAAAUCUCAGCAGAAGGGCUGCUCCUCUUGCCUUCCCAAUCCCACCUCCAGAACUUGGUCCUCUGGUUCUGCCCAGAGCUGAGCCUCCGCUCCAUUCCAGCCGACUACAACAGAGAAGCAGGACGAACUCGGGGAGGACAAGGGCUCCAAGGUCUGACCUCCCUCCGAUCGUUGCACAUAAUAGAUUGUCCCAGGUUGCUCUCCUCCUAUUCGUCCUCCUACACUUCUCCUUGUUCUCCCUUCCCAACCUCCCUGGAAUACCUCUCUCUUAACGACGUGGAGACGCUGCUGCCUCUCUCAAAUCUCAUCUCUCUCACAGCUUUAUCCAUAGAUGAUUGUGGGGAUUUAAGAGGCGAGGGACUGCGCCCUUUCCUCGCUCAUGGUCGUCUUACCUCAUUAAGCGUCACCGGAACCCCCAAUUUCUUCGCUGGUUCCGAGUCCUCGCUGCCGCAUGAACAAGAUAUUCCAUCCUCUUCCUCCAAACUGCAGGAGCUUCUGACGGAUGACGUCGCGGGAGCCCUUUCUGCGCCCAUCUGUACGUUGCUCCCGUCCUCGCUCACCAAAUUGAUCUUUCGGGGGGACUCAGAUGUGGAGCGCUUCACAAAGGAGCAAGAGGAGGCCCUUCAGCUCCUCACCUCCCUCGAGGGGAUCAGAUUUCAGCAGUGCGACAAGCUGCAGUGCCUCCCUGCAGGGUUGCAUAGACUUCCGAACCUCAAGAGAUUAGACAUCGACACUUGUAAAGCCAUCUGCUCGCUGCCCAAGGAUGGCCUGCCAGGUUCCCUGCUAGAGUUGGAGAUAGACGAUUGUCAAGGCAUCCGGUCGAUACACAAGGAGUGCCUCCCAAAUUCACUGCAAAAACUAGUGAUCAGACACUGCCCAGGCAUCCGGUCUCUUCCAAAGGUGGAAUACCUUCCAAGUUCGCUGCGAGAAUUGGAUGUCGGUACUUGGAACAGCGACGAACUAAGAAGGCAUUGCCGCAAGUUGAUAGGAACCAUUCCAAUAGUCAGAGUCUGACAAACCCAAGGGAUAUUGUUGGAAUUGGUACAUUCUUCUGACCUCUGAAUUCUCACUGUAUUUACAUGAAUACACGAUUCGAGUUGCCAAGUACGAACAUCUCAGAUGUGCCUAACGAAGUGCACAUAAAACUGAUCAUCUCCAUGGGAGCCUAUUAACUAGGAUAACAAAAUGGUGCUGAGAUCAUAUUGGAUUAGGUCAAGGACACAAGGGAACAUCAAGUCAUUGGGUUGUACAUCCUUGUACUCUUGUUAAAUCUUUCUGAAAACAAAGAGUCGCUCAAAAGGGCGUUGAGGUGUGGCUUCCUGCUGUUAGAAAUCCCUUCCCCAAAGAAUUUGGAUUGCUGAAUGCCUACCUUUAAUACUUUGGCAAUGGUGCAACAGAAAAAAGGUAUUUAUUUUGAAGGCCUCAUGUAAACUAUCGUUCAUUACAUGCAACUUCGUAUGUUCCAGCCCUAUGCAUGCAAGUGUCUGGCACUGCAGUAGUCAACACGAAAUUACUACUAUGUUCGCUGGAGCAACUUCACAAGUUCAGAUGUUCCAACUUCCAAGUGUUUCCUGCAUCUCCUCAACGACUUGCCUGCAUCAUCUGUACUCUGUAGUCUGCAGUUCUGCACACUUAAGCCCUACUCGUUCCACGAUUAACCUUGUGAUUGGCCGGCCUAGCCAUUUUUUCAAGUUGUGCCAUAUUGAGCAGAUAUCGACCAAAUGGUUCUUCACAUUGCACUCGAAGUUAAUCUGAGUUGCAGGUGUAUCUGCUGCUGCUCGAGCUUGUAGAAACUGGCCGUGAUUUGCAUAUGAGGGAUCUUGCAAAGAGCACAAUCUUUGACAAGAGCUAUAUCACUUUGCUCAUGAAGCUGGUACGUUGGACAAUGAUUCUUGCAUCCGUCAAGUUGUUGCGAUAAUUGCAAGCCCAAGUUUAAGCAUCCAGAGACAACAUGCUCCCAGUAAUAUGCAAAUAUAUAGGGAUGACAGUGUGACACUGGUUCAGGCCUUCAGGGCGUCCUCAAAACUUGCUCAGAGCAUGCUCUGGAAGCAAGGCAAGUGUUCAGGUUCAGUGGUCUAAUGCAAUUUUGAGAUAAAAUUGAAUGUUUUUAGGUUUGCUCACGUCCCAAUUACUGAGUAGACAUCAGAAAACUACGACUUGCACUGUACUUGGAGAGUAGUGUGUUUUCCCAUGACAAUAUAGCUUUGGGAAACUCUCGAUUAUUCAUGCAAUUUCCUGCAACUAAAUGCUGUCCUUUCCUUGGCUACAAAUUAAUUAUAUUCUGGGAAUGGUUUUUGAUA
Molecule: messenger RNA, 6307 nt
Organism: Setaria italica (foxtail millet)
Lineage: Eukaryota; Viridiplantae; Streptophyta; Magnoliopsida; Poales; Poaceae
Product: putative disease resistance protein RGA3
Exons: 8
Coding region: 246-5021 (1591 amino acids)
Biological process (GO): defense response to other organism
Molecular function (GO): ADP binding
Source: RefSeq, a predicted model, not a curated record